UUGCGUGACAUCCCAUCCUACUUUGAAGGAGACUACACUUAGUCACAGGAUGGCAACUGAAAAUUCUCACGCAGCACAUACUCUGAAGCCAUAUCCAUAUCAGGUGGCUGGACAUGCGGCUCAAGGGGCAUUGAAAUUGACUGAUGAUGGAUGUGUCCUUAAACCAGUUCAGAGACCUCCAAAGGGGAUGAGAGAAGUUGUUUUCUAUGACACAGUAUUCAACCAAAGCGAAAAACGAGAGGAGAUACUACAGCUUAGAAGACUUUUGCCUUUUUAUCAUGGGAUUGUGGAAAUAGAUACAUCAAAGUAUUUAAAACUGGAGAACAUAACAAACAAAUUUGAUUUGCCAUGUGUGAUGGACAUUAAGAUGGGAAGAGUGACAUGGGAAGACAACGCAGAUGAAACAUUUAAGGAAAGAAGACAGAAAAAAUGGCCUCUGAGGGAAGUCACAGGUUUCAGCAUUCUUGGAUUUAUGGUCUACAACCACCAAAAGUGUUGCCAUGAACACUACGAUCGUGAAUGGUGCCAGAAGUUGUCUACAGUACAGGAUGCUGAAAAAUGCUUUCAUCAGUAUUUUGGAGGUGUACAGUUUGAUAUGACAUCGGACAUAUUGGGGCAGCUACUUACAAACCUUAUGGAUAUCAAACAGUGGUUCACAACUCAAAGACUCUUCAGGUUUAUUGCAAGCUCUAUCCUUAUUGUAUAUGAAACUAACUGCUCACGGAAGUUGGGAAAACACCAGAAAUCCCACGAACAGUCUGAAACAGUGGAAAACAUGCAUCAGCGUUCCCCAACAAACCUUUUAGUUGAUACAAAAAUAAUUGACACUGCCCAUGUAUUUCCAUCAACAGAUAUUGAUGAUAAUUAUUUAUUUGGCUUGGAGAAUUUAAUUUCAAUAUUUGAGAAAUGUAGACAAGAAUAUGCUGUCAAUUAAAGAUUAAAUUCAGCAAGGUAAAGCUGUGAAUGAA
Messenger RNA from Pocillopora damicornis (cauliflower coral), 968 nucleotides. Its product is annotated as inositol polyphosphate multikinase. Gene Ontology annotation, cellular component: nucleus; cytoplasm. Gene Ontology annotation, biological process: inositol phosphate biosynthetic process. NCBI's taxonomy places the organism in Eukaryota, Metazoa, Cnidaria, Anthozoa, Scleractinia, Pocilloporidae. Gene Ontology annotation, molecular function: inositol tetrakisphosphate kinase activity; inositol-1,4,5-trisphosphate 3-kinase activity. The record is from RefSeq and is a predicted model, not a curated record.